Messenger RNA from Drosophila elegans, 1766 nucleotides. RefSeq lists its product as uncharacterized. NCBI's taxonomy places the organism in Eukaryota, Metazoa, Arthropoda, Insecta, Diptera, Drosophilidae. The transcript is spliced from 4 exons. Bases 23 to 1315 code for a protein of 430 amino acids. The record is from RefSeq and is a predicted model, not a curated record.
GCAACACAUACAGAAAAUAAACAUGUUACACGAUGGCCACAGUGAGUUUGUGGUCCUUACGGAGGUGGUUCGCAAACAGUAUGUUCUCUAUUUGGAGCGCCAGCUGCAGGAGAAUGUGUGCGCGUGGGCCAGCAAAUCCCGGAAUCACCACAAACCCACUGCCUGGUCCUGUAUUCCCGCCAGCCUGUAUCAACUGGAGGACAAGGCGAAACAGGCCUGCCUGGCGGCACAAAUAUAUCAAAGGGCCAUGGUUAAGACGAUUGCCGCAGUACGCAGGAACACGCAGGAGUGUCGGCUGGCCAACAUCCUGUUUGACCAAAUGCAGCUUGCAGCGGGAGAGGAUCAAGUAUCCACCAAGACUGGACUUUUCCUGGUGGACAAGGCCACGCAAACAAAUGAAAUGCCAGUCCAAAAUGGUCAUGAGAAUUCCGAUGAGGAGGAUAGCCCCGAGCUGAGUCGAAAAAUCGAUAUGUUUCAGGCUAGACUUAAAGAGCAGGAAGUCCAAAAAGAGCCGCUUUGCACGCGUUGUCGCAGGAGGAACAUAGAGCAGGAGCAGGAUUCCAAGCCUCUUGUCCAGCCAAGCUCGCCCUUUUCCGAAACCGAAGAUGCAGUGGCCCAGGAACUGGCCAUGCUGUUUGGCGAUGAGCCCACCGAUCUGAAUGACAUCUUUGGCAUCCAGCCCACCGCUGUUAACGAUGAUCCGCAAAUUUCGGCCAUACUGGACGAGAUUGAAAACGCCGAACUGCCCAGUCCCAAAACACAGACGGAAUCCCCAACAGCCACAGCCACACCCUCAAGGGAGCAGCACAGCCAAGUGGAUCUUGGCCAGAGCCGGUGGCCCUGCGAACUCUACGCCCAGAGGAGGCGGCUCAAUGCCUGCCUAAUUCGCUUGCUGGAGGCGGAUUGGCGCUGCGAGAAUCGUUUGAGACACAGGUUCCACCUCUUAUUCGGCGAGAACAGCGAUGAUGAGUUCGCCACCGAUAUAUCCAGCCCUUCCAUCGAUCUGGUGGACGAAGUUCUACUUUCCAGCUGUGUGCUUCGUAUUCGACCCUGGAUCGUGCGUCAUUUAAUGAGCCCCCUGGCGGAGGGCCUAAUCGCCAACCGAUUUCUGUUCAAAAAGCUGGCCAAACUGCUGGCCCACUCUAUUGUCAUGGUCAAUCCCUAUUGCUCCGAGCAGCAGAUUAAGCAAGCCGUGGAGUAUCUGUUUUGCCUAAGGCCAAGAGGAGUGCAGAGCGCCUAUGAUCUGGACAAUCUGCCGCCUUUAGAUGUGCCGAAAUUUGAAUUUGAAUUUAAUAAGAUUAGUAAGUUAACUUAAAAUUUAAUAAGCAAAAUGUUUCUCAGUUAUGUGCAAGUUGAAUUUAGCAAGAGCUCCUUUAUCAGUAUAUAUUAUUAUUACUAAAACAAAAUUUAUGAUCUGAAAGAACCAUCUUCCAUAUCCUUACCCUGAGAUGUUAAAUAAGAUUAGUAGUUCAGCUUAAGCCGUAGUUUUAGAAGCUUUAAGAUGAAUCCUAAAUCUCAGGAGAAGAAUAUAGUCUAAGGAUAACUCAAGCAAUUUUUAAAAGGGAAUAUGUUUCUUAUUAAGGUUCAAGUCGAGGGAAUCUUUUAAAUAUUAGUUAACUACGAUCUUUUAAAACAUUUUUUUUCCUUAAGCGCUAUUAUGUAAAAUACCUAUCUUCCAUAUCCUUACGCUGAAAAUCGCGUAUGAAGUUAAGCCAAAGCACACUUAACAACGAUGUUUUGUGGUUUCUUUAAAUUAUAAUUAAUUC